Symbiodinium necroappetens is the source of this 780-nucleotide messenger RNA. Lineage: Eukaryota; Dinophyceae; Suessiales; Symbiodiniaceae. The record is from the annotation of a GenBank genome assembly.
AUGCCGCUGUGGCCUGCCUUCGAAGAGCUCGAACUCCAGCCUCACCUGCAGGCCAAGCGGAAGCAUCGGAGGCGCUCUAUCCUUCACUCAAACACAGCAACCGGCAUGGGAGGAGAAGAGGACAAACACCACCACCGGCGUGAGUCACUGCCCCAGCAUCCGCGCUUCUCUAUCAAUCCAGGCCUGCCACCACAAAUCUCGUUCGACGAGAAUACUGGGAUCAUCAGAGGCUGCCCGUUGAUGGAGCACGUGGCGGGGCGCACCUACACGAUCUCUGUCUGGGAUCGCACCAGCAGUGAGGAGGCACUAGGCAAGUGCUCGGUGGCCUUCGCUGUGGCUCCUGCGGAGGUUGCAAAGCUGUGCAAUGCCGCCUUUGCUCAGGACGCCACAAGCUCGAAAGAGGCACAUGCUGGCUAUCCAUCCACGUCUGUAGCGCCAGAUCCUGCGACCCCUUCGACGAGGGGAGAGGAGAUCCAAAGUCCGAAGCCUGCGAGCACUGCGAGCGUCCCAAGUCGAGGACUCGAUGCUCCCAAGAGGUCGCCCGCGUUGGCCCGUGUCCAGCCACCAGUGCACUCUGCAAGGCCGUGGAUGACUCCGUACGAGUCGCUGAAGACACCUUGGCAGAAGCCUUCGAGACAAGCGGGUGUCAUCUGCCUUGGGCCGCCACUCAAGGACCGCGUGGCGCCGUCUGCACCCGGGCAGCCUGGAAGCAAAGGUCGAUCCGUUCUGCCUCCAGUGCACCUCUCCACUCCACGUGGCACCGGCGGACCACGGAUCUGA